Rubroshorea leprosula is the source of this 1589-nucleotide messenger RNA. The record is from the annotation of a GenBank genome assembly. Lineage: Eukaryota; Viridiplantae; Streptophyta; Magnoliopsida; Malvales; Dipterocarpaceae.
UUCUGCCAUUUUAUAGUAGAAAGCUCAUAAUACAUAAACACUAAUUUCUUCCUAAUGCAAUAAAUUUUUCUACCCAACACGUUGACUAAUUUGUACAACUCCAGCUGGUUGUCACUCAGCUGUUACUGUGCUGUUAUUCUAGCUCUCACUUCUUUUCAUUUGCUGCCGCCUGCCACUGUGUUGCAGCUUUGACACCACAACUCUUUGUUGAAGGACAGUUUGGAGUUCUUCGGGGGAGGACAUCUUUAAUUUGGGUCAUUUUUGUCAUGAUAAGAAGUUUGGAAAGGUCAAUGGAGAAAGGCUCAUAGACGUACGAAUAUAUUAAACUCCUGACUCAAACAAAACAGAGGUCCGUCCCUAUCAUUUUUUAUUGGCACAGCAACAACCCGACUUAAACGUUUAAACCUAGGUGCUGCUUGUCGACAAUUGUCGUUGCUUUCUGUGAUUAAAACUAUAAAGUUAAUCCUAAUCCUUAAGCAGGAAAUGGAUUUUAACAAUGAGAUUACAGUUUUCCAUUCGAACAGGUAAAAGUAAUGCCAGUUGAGAUUGAAAUCUUAUUGUAUAACAUGAUAAAAUUUUUAUUAACUCUUUUAAUUUAGGUUGUGCUUGACUCUGGAGAAUAUCAAAAUGGCUAGAUCAUAUAGCUGGUUACACAGGUUAACCAUUAGGUGGUCUGGUUCUCGUGCUCGUAUCCGUUUGCCGUCUCUCCGCCACAGAACUGGUGUAUUUGAUGGGGUUGAGAAUGAUCAGGAAGUUGAAUUUUUGAGAAAAGCGGCGGUGGAAGAGGAGCUGGUCAGCAGUGAGGCUGGUGGCGGUGGCGGUGGCGGUGGCGGCAAUAGGGUCAUGUUGGUGGUUGAUUCAAGUGUGGAGGCUAAAUGGGCUCUUGAAUGGGCCAUAUCUCACGCUGUUCGAGUGGAAGAUACGAUUGUACUUCUUCAUGUGGGCAAGCCCAAAAAAAGCGUGUCCAACGGGAAGCAAAGUGCAAGAGUCAAGGAUUUGCUUCAAUCCAUGAAAAAUAAGUGUCAGAACAGGAACCCUGGGGUGCGAGUGGAGGUGGUGAUGGUGGAGGGGAAGGAAAAGGGUCCAGUGAUUGUAGAAGCGGCAAAGCGGCACAAGGCAUCGCUUCUGGUGCUAGGUCAAAGAACGAGCUGGAUGAUAUGGCAGCUGUUGAAGAGAUUGGCAUGGAGAGGAGGUCACGGAGGUGACUGCAGCAGCAGUGAGGUGGAUUACUGCAUCCAAAACGCUUCGUGCAUGACGAUUGCAGUGAGAAAGAUGAGCAAUGAUCUCGGAGGGUACUUGAUCACCACCAGGCAUCACAAGAACUUCUGGCUUUUGGCUUAACGGUGGAAAUAAGCUAAAUUUCUUGACAUCUUCUAAUGGAAUCAGUUUUUCUCUUGUAAUCUAAACCAAAAUAUACUUGUGCAAUCAAAAUCGAGAUCAAAUUCUGCAGUAACCAAACCAAAAUAGGCUACUCAGAGAGAGUGGAACUCGCGAUGCUUAAUUUAUUUCUGAAAUUUGCAAUGUAUAGUUGUUUCAAGAAUACAUCAGUGUGUUAAUAAUGAACUGUACAGUAAAUAUUGUAAGAACAC